Messenger RNA from Elephantulus edwardii (Cape elephant shrew), 621 nucleotides. RefSeq lists its product as uncharacterized. The record is from RefSeq and is a predicted model, not a curated record. The transcript is spliced from 2 exons. The coding region runs from base 1 to 621 and encodes 206 amino acids. NCBI's taxonomy places the organism in Eukaryota, Metazoa, Chordata, Mammalia, Macroscelidea, Macroscelididae.
AUGAAUUCCUGUUUGAAAGAAGAACUCUACAAAGGUUUCAGGAUCCAACUAAACCUCUGUGGGCCCAAGACUCCUUGGACCAGUGCUCAAGAACAAACAGGGGGCUGCGGGCGGGUUCGGCUGGCCCGGGACGUCAGGCGGAGCUCUGAGGCCAGCCCAGCACCUUCCCUGUCCACCGAGGAGCAGCGGGCCCUGGAGCGGAAGUUGAAGAAGGAACGGAAGAAGGAAGAGAAGCGCCGUCUGCAGGAAGCGGGGAGCUGUCCUGCCCGGAAGACCCCUGCUCCACGGAUCCCCACUGACCCCACACCACCGUCUUCAGGGGCCACACUGGCCCUCGACUACCUCUGUGGUUGGGCCCAGAAGCGCCAGGACUGGAAGUUCCAGAAGACGAGACAGACGUGGCUCCUGGUCCACAUGUACAAUCCCGACAAGGUCCCAGAUGAGCACUUCCCCACUCUGCUGGCCUACCUGGAGGGGCUGAAGGGCCAAGCUCGAGAGCUGACAGUGCAGAAGGCUGAGGCCCAGAUGCAGGCGUUGGGUGAGGGGGCCACCGACGGCCAGGACCCCCUCCUGCUAGGACAGGCCCACCGCCUCCGCCAGGUGCUACAGCUCCUGUCCUAG